Molecule: messenger RNA, 2166 nt
Organism: Arctia plantaginis
Lineage: Eukaryota; Metazoa; Arthropoda; Insecta; Lepidoptera; Erebidae
Source: the annotation of a GenBank genome assembly
AUGAUAAAAUCCCUUUUAUUCUUAGCAACUUUUGUUGCUCUGGCUCAAGGCGAGCCUUUGACAAAACCACAUCCUGAUUGCCCACCAGAUGGUCACUUCCUUUUACCUCAUGAGUAUUUAUGUACAAAAUUCUAUUACUGUGAAAGAGGUGAGAGGUUCAUAGAACCAAGAUCAUGCGCUGCUGGCACCGAGUUCUCGUUCGAAAUGCAGGUGUGCAUCUUCCCGUUUUUGGCUAACUGCACAUUACCAGGAUUUCCACCAAGUGACGCUCCACCGACUGAAUCCCCUAUCACCCAACCUCCCACUCAACCUCCAACCCAACCUCCCACUCAACCUCCAACCCAACCUCCCACUCAACCUCCAACCCAACCUCCCACUCAACCUCCAACCGAAGCUCCCACUCAACCUCCAACCCAACCUCCCACUCAACCUCCAACACAACCUCCCACUCAACCUCCAACCCAACCUCCCACUCAACCUCCAACACAACCUCCCACUCAACCUCCAACCCAACCUCCCACUCAACCUCCAACCCAGGCUCCCACUUCACCACCCUCACAAGGUACUACUGAUUGUGAGAGGUUCGAUAAUGGCUGCCCUGUAGACUUUACCAUCGACGAAUAUUUUGAACACGAAACUUCCUGCAGAAUCUUCUAUCGUUGCGUCUUUGGUGAAAGGGUUCAACAGCGAUGCCCCCGUGGUACUGUCUUCAAUGUCCGCAUUCCGGGUUGUGACCAUCCUGGCAGUAUCAACCGCGUUUGUCUCGACGAAGACUCUUCUGAGGAAGAUGUUCCGGUAAUUGAUGACGACAGAAUUGUGUUCUUACCAAACGGUUGCCCCGCUGAUAAACGUGUCUGGUUCCUUCCACAUGAAAGAUACUGCAACGUUUUCUACCAGUGCGUCAACGGUGAAAAAUUGCAGAGUGUAUGUGCUGCUGGAACUCACUUUAAUCCUGUAUCUCGGAGCUGCGAUCACAUCUUCAACGUCAACUGCCAACUUCCUGGUGGUGACUUCGUGGUUACUACCCCUGCGCCAACUCCCGCCCCACCGACCACUGCUCGUCCCAUACUUGGUCCAAAUGGUUGUCCUGUAGAUACAAAUAUCCCCUGGCAUGUGCCCCAUCAAGAUUGCAACUUGUUCUACGUUUGUGACCAUGGUAACCUGGUAGUGAUGCAAUGCCCCGGUGGACUACACUUCAACCCUACUACACAGGUCUGCGACAAUCCAGCCACAGCCGGUUGUGCUAACGGUCCUUGCGCUGGCAAUGUUCAAUGCACCAGUACCGCCGCCCCACCAACCUUGCCACCAGCUCCAGUUACAAGCCCCACAACCCCUGUACCAACUCCAGUUACAAGCCCCACUACCUCUGCACCAGCCCCAGUAACUACUCCUGCACCAGCUCCGGUCACAAACGCCACUACCUCUGCACCAGCCCCAGUAACUACUCCUGCACCAGCUCCGGUCACAAAUGCUACUACCCCUGCACCAUGGCCGGUCACUAAUGCCACUACCCCAGCACCAGCCCCAGUCACUUCUCCUGCACCGGUCACAAACGGCACUACAAUUGCACCUCCCCUGUUCUUCCCAAAUGGAUGUCCUACAAACCAUAGCAUUCACUGGCUAGUGCCCCAUGAAGAUUGCAGUAAAUUCUACUACUGCGUCUAUGGCAACCUGGUAGAAAGGGAUUGUCCCCCUGGAUUACAUUUUAAUCCUAUUGUACAGGUUUGCGACUACCCAGAAGUAGCCGGUUGCAGUAAUGAUACGAGUAUUAAUAACACCACCCUCCCAUCAACUACGACUCAAGCUCCGAUCGCACCGACCACUCCAAGCAAUGGGACUUUGAAUGACCCAGAUAAUGAUGAUGAUUGCACCGACACAACUGAACAAGAUAGGAAGUGUGAAGAAGAAUGCCACGUCCUUCCUUGGGCACAUGAGGACUGUGACAAAUUCUGGGUUUGUUAUGACAACAAGGCUAGAUUAGUUACCUGCUCGAACGGUCUAUACUUCAACCCCAGCAUCAACAGUUGUGAUUUUGCUUGCAAUGUUGACUGCGACAGCUUGAGAGUCCGCAUCACUCCACACCACGCUGGACUGGAGAUGUACAUCCCAUGGCAUAAACUCGACAAUCAAGCCAAACAGUUGUUAAAAUUGAUUAAUGAAAAUUAA